Molecule: messenger RNA, 2590 nt
Organism: Dreissena polymorpha
Lineage: Eukaryota; Metazoa; Mollusca; Bivalvia; Myida; Dreissenidae
Product: xaa-Arg dipeptidase-like
Exons: 8
Coding region: 317-1525 (402 amino acids)
Molecular function (GO): dipeptidase activity
Source: RefSeq, a predicted model, not a curated record
GAACGUGUGCUCGCUUAAAGCGAAGGGGCGCUUAUAUACUUCCCUACACCCAGUUAACUUGUAAUCGCAUAUGUUAAAUGAAAAGUCAUCAAAUGAACUUGAUAAUACUGAUGAAUUAAAUGUUAAUCUGUAUUUAUCUAUGCACCUAUAUAACUGAACGCACAGCUUUUAUGCUGGCUCAUUAUGUGUUGUUAUAACUGUCCCUAUUUAUUGAAAACGUCAUUAUCUGUGGAUUAGAAGGCGGCGCUAUCGGUGAGUUAAAACUCUUAACGUACUGCGACUCCUCUACCCGUUCUACCAGUCACCGACCGCCGCCAUGGAGGCCGAGAGGGAGCGACUCAAGAAAGUGGCGUGUGCCACCAUAGACGCGGCCGCGGACGACCUGGCGGCUCUGAGCGCUGGCAUCUGGGAACAUCCGGAACUCAACUUCGAGGAACACCAUGCGCACAAAGUGUUGGCUGAUUUUCUAGAGCGACACGGUUUCGAGACGCAGCGCUCGUACAAACUGGAGACGGCGUUCAGGGCGUCUCACGGGUCACGUGCGCACGGCCCUAAUGUCACAUUUAUUUGUGAAUACGACGCGCUGCCGGAAAUAGGCCAUGCAUGCGGACACAACCUUAUUGCAGAGCUGGGGGUCGCGGCGGGGCUCGGACUUAAGGCGGCGAUAGAAGCUUCAGGGAAGCCACUGGGUCAGGUGACUGUGGUGGGAACACCGGCAGAGGAAGGGGGUGGUGGCAAAGGCAAACUCAUAGAACACGGCGCAUUUGAUGACGUCGAUGUCGCCAUGAUGUCACACCCUUUUCCGGCCAAUGACGCAAAACCGCGAGCACUAGCUAUUGAAAUAUUUGAGGUUGUAUACCGCGGACAGGAGUCUCACGCUGCCGGAUAUCCUUGGAAAGGCGUGAACGCUCUGGACGCGGCCGUGAUGUGCUACCAGGGACUUGCCUGCCUGCGACAGCAAUGCAUGCCGGACUGGAGGAUACACUGUAUAAUUCUGGAAGGCGGUGUAAAAGUGAACGUGAUUCCGGCUAAGACGCGGCUGCACGUGGGCAUCCGGGCGCCGACAGACGCGCAGCUAGCCCGCCUCAAGGAGAAAGCAAUGAACGUCAUAGAGGCCGCAGCCAAGGCUACCGAGUGUCAGUUCGAGCAUUCCGUGAUUACCAAAUACGCGUCCGUCCUCCAUAACGGCGUGCUGGCGGACCUCUACUCGGCUAACUUGUCCGAUGUGCAGGCGGAGAGGGGACCGGAAGCCUACAAGGAAGCCCCGGGAUCCACCGACAUGGGCGACGUGUCACACGUACUGCCUGCCAUACACCCCAUGUUCUACAUUGGAGGCACAGCCGUCAAUCACACACGCGCCUUCACCGCGGACUCAGGUGCUGCCUGUGCCCAGAUGUACACACUCGCGCAGGCCAAAGCUCUAGCGCUGACCGGAGUGGAUAUCCUCACUGAUCCGUCGCUCAUGGACGCCAUUACGGCGGACUUCCGGCGGGGGCUAAAGGAAGAGCAAGAAACCGCCAAAUAAUGAAUAGGUGCUAUCGGUACAGCACAAUUUUUGAUGUCAACAUGUAUUUGAUAUGCUUGUAUUAGUAGCGAACUAUCGAUUCAACUAGGCAGAAUCCACAAACCAGACGACAUGGCGUUUUCAUUUCAUUCAAAACUGUAAUAUCUAGAGCCAAAAAAUGUAUUGUUACUUCUUUCAUGCUAACCAGCAAAAAUAGCACGCACGGCGUGUGUUCGUUUUGGUAGAUUUAUAGACUGAUCUCUGCGAAGAUUUUUCCUUCAUGAUCACGUUUUGAAAGUUAAAAUCGCCAUUUUUGUUGCGGUUGAUCAAGUAUGGUGAAUAUGGGAUUCGAAUUUGAAUUUAACUUUAUUUUUGCUAUAUAUUUGAAAUAUAUUUAAAUCGAUGCAUAUAUUUUGUCUUGUGACGUUAUUUCUGAAUGGCAUUUGAAACGUAUCAGUUUUAUUUGUCGCAAUACAAACACAAAUAGAUCACGUUUUAUUGCGCAAGGUCAGAUUUGAUUUAUAUAGAAUGUUAUAUUGUAUAAUAGGGUUAAAAAUUGUUCCAAUAGUAUUUCUUUGUAUCAAUCGAGUGUCAAUCUCAUAUAUGCCGAGAUGAGGGAGUUUCGAAGGUGAAACUAAAUAGCACGAGCAACGAGACGCCAUUUACGUCAGCAGUCACGCAAUCAAUCCCGUAAUUAUGUGAACUAACAAAUUUGGUUUGUAUGGACCAUAUACUGUUGUGGAUUAAAAUCCGUUUUAUUUGUCAAAAUAGUGCCGUCAUAUUGUGUAACGCCAAAUAACUUUUAUUUAUAUGUUGAUGAUAAGGCAUAACAAUUUUGUAUACCAAAGCUGUAACUGAAAACAUGAAUAUUUAUGAGGAUUACGUCCAAGGUAAACAGUCGGAUGAAGCUGCGUUCAAUGAUGGUUAAAACUCUGCUACUUUCGAAAACUUUGUAGAUGACAUUCACAUUGAAUGAAUUUGCUGAUUGCAUUUUCAGUGACUCUUACACUUAGCUCCAACUUUCGAAAUUGAUUAUUGUUUUGUUACAUAGCUCUGUAAUGACGUCAUUAAAACAUUGUCCAGCUA